Letharia lupina is the source of this 951-nucleotide messenger RNA. RefSeq lists its product as uncharacterized. Gene Ontology annotation, biological process: positive regulation of protein phosphorylation; rescue of stalled cytosolic ribosome. Gene Ontology annotation, cellular component: cytosol; nucleus. The record is from RefSeq and is a predicted model, not a curated record. Gene Ontology annotation, molecular function: protein kinase C binding; translation regulator activity; ribosome binding. Lineage: Eukaryota; Fungi; Ascomycota; Lecanoromycetes; Lecanorales; Parmeliaceae. The coding region runs from base 1 to 951 and encodes 316 amino acids. The transcript has 3 exons.
AUGGCGGAGCAAUUGGUUAUGCGUGGGACGCUCGAGGGCCACAGCGGCUGGGUCACCUCAUUAGCUACCAGCUUGGAGAACCCGAACAUGCUCCUCUCCGGCAGCCGUGACAAAACCCUCAUCAUCUGGAACCUCACUCGGGACGAUGCGCACUACGGCUACCCAAAGCGAAGCUUACACGGCCACUCCCACAUCGUCUCUGACUGCGUCAUCUCCUCCGACGGUGCCUACGCUCUCUCUGCCUCCUGGGACAAGACUCUCCGCCUAUGGGAGCUCGCUACCGGUGUGACGACCCGCCGCUUCGUCGGCCACACCAACGAUGUCCUCUCCGUCUCCUUCUCCGCCGACAACCGUCAAAUCGUCUCUGGCUCUCGCGAUCGCACGAUCAAGCUGUGGAACACGCUGGGCGAUUGCAAAUUUACCAUCACCGACAAGGGUCAUACCGAGUGGGUCUCGUGCGUGAGGUUCAGCCCGAAUCCUCAGAACCCGGUCAUUGUGAGCGCGGGAUGGGACAAGCUUGUCAAGGUCUGGGAACUCGCCUCGUGCCGCAUCCAAACCGACCACAUCGGCCACACCGGUUACAUCAACACCGUGACCAUCUCACCCGACGGCUCUCUCUGCGCCUCUGGUGGCAAAGACGGUACAACUAUGCUUUGGGACCUCAACGAGUCCAAGCACCUCUACUCCCUGACCGCCGGCGACGAGAUCCACGCCCUGGUGUUCUCCCCCAACCGAUACUGGCUGUGCGCUGCUACGUCGAGCUCCAUCAUCAUCUUCGAUCUCGAGAAGAAGAGCAAGGUUGAUGAGUUGAAGCCCGACUAUACGGCUGUGGGCAAGAAGAGCAGGGAGCCGGAGUGUGUAAGUCUGGCGUGGAGCGCGGACGGGCAGACAUUGUUUGCGGGGUACACGGAUAACUUGAUCAGGGCUUGGGGUGUCAUGUCGAGGCAAUAG